Molecule: messenger RNA, 1083 nt
Organism: Blastomyces dermatitidis ER-3
Lineage: Eukaryota; Fungi; Ascomycota; Eurotiomycetes; Onygenales; Ajellomycetaceae
Exons: 3
Coding region: 1-1083 (360 amino acids)
Biological process (GO): proteasome-mediated ubiquitin-dependent protein catabolic process
Molecular function (GO): proteasome binding; endopeptidase inhibitor activity
Source: RefSeq, a predicted model, not a curated record
AUGGAUGCCUCAAAUCCUACUGGCAGAACUGAACAAGCUCUGUCAUCGCGCAGCAUUCUCGAUCGCGCUGCGGCGAGUUUUGGCAAUGAUGAUGUCGAGGUGCUACUGAAAAAUCCCUGGGAAGCCAUCGCGCUGAUUGGGCAUGCCUGUAUGAUUGCUGUUGACUUCAGGCUGAUUGGCCUGGAGGAAGACCACAGAAUAGAAUCUCAGGAACCCUCGUCGCCGCUACUACCCAAGGAGUGGAACGCCAGCUCCACCUAUGCCUUCAAAUAUGCCCACACGCAAUCAUCUAUGCAGUUCUUGCUCAAAAUCACUCGACUCGAUUUCAUCUCUGAGUCAGCCGUCCCCUUGUCAAAAUCCACCGAGGAACUUACCCGGUCGCUCGAGCAAGUGUUUAUUUCGUCGUCGCGACUCAGCGAUUUGAUCGCCCUGUUUAAAAUCAAUGUAAUCCAGAAACUUGCGCCGGGUCUACAAAAGGAGGGAUAUGAAGAUGGGUCCUCCUCUAGUCGAGAACAACGUGAACGUGAAUUAGAGCAACCAGUACGACAGCCACGACAACCGGUAAGAGAUCCUCUACGGGACGAUCGUCACCCGGAACCAGCCCGCCCGAUUCCCUUUGGUGAUCCACUUGCUGCACCCCCACGACGGCCGCCAGUCCCAGCAGGUGAUUUCCCCCCGCCUGGGUUUGAAGAUGAGUACGAGAUAAAUGUCCCUCCGCGCGGGUUCCACCCGGGAGGAGCAGGUCACGGGCCAAGGAGACCAAACCUUGGAGAGCGCGAUCUAUAUCCCCCUGGUCUGGGGCCUCGCGAUCCACUGGUACCUCACUUUGGGCCGCAGGGUGGGGGAGGCAUGCAUCCGACAUUUGAUGACCCCAUCUUUCAGCAUGGAGGUGGUAGAGGUGACGGUGAUGAAUAUAACCCUCAAGUUCCUCCUGGGGCAAGGUACGAUCCUAUUGGCCCCGGGGAUGGGCCACCGAUGGGACGAGGUCGGGGUGGCCCUGGAUUCCCGGGCGGUCGCGGUGGAUUUGGAGGUGGAUUUGGCAGCGGAGCAUUCGGAGGAGGCUUUGGUGGUGACAUUAUUUAA